AUGUUUAGAAAAAAGGAAGUUAUUUAGAUAGCAGAAUUGAGAGCUGAACCCUUAAAAGAUAUAUAAUUUUAGUUGAGUGAGGAGUUAUAUGAGUCAAAGUUUAUUUAUAACAUCAAUAGAAUGCAAUGGAAAUUAAAGAGGGAAGUGAUUGGGGAUGUUUAAAAGGUAUCAGAGAUCAAUUCAAAGAUCUCGAUAAUAAAAGAAUCACAUAAAUCUCAAUUGAAGGAAGAACUGGUAAAAUUAACAUAGGAUGUUGUGAAUUUAGAAUAAUAAAAAGUGAAUCAAAUAAAAACAAUUAGAAAAUUGGUGGAUGAUAAAGAAUUUGCAGAAAAGAAAUCUAAGGAAAUGAAGAAAUUAUUUUUGUAAUCUCAAAUUCGUAAUGAGUAAUUAAAAAAAAUGAUUUUAGAAGAGGAAGAACGAUUUAAGAGUUUGAUAUUGAAUUGA
Messenger RNA from Paramecium tetraurelia, 444 nucleotides. RefSeq lists its product as uncharacterized. The transcript has 2 exons. The record is from RefSeq and is a predicted model, not a curated record. Lineage: Eukaryota; Ciliophora; Oligohymenophorea; Peniculida; Parameciidae.